This is a messenger RNA of Trypanosoma brucei brucei TREU927, 594 nucleotides long. It is a transcript of the gene Tb927.7.570, whose product is annotated as prefoldin, putative. The record is from RefSeq and is a predicted model, not a curated record. Gene Ontology annotation, biological process: microtubule-based process; tubulin complex assembly; protein folding. Bases 1 to 594 code for a protein of 197 amino acids. Gene Ontology annotation, cellular component: prefoldin complex; cytoplasm. Gene Ontology annotation, molecular function: tubulin binding. The transcript has a single exon. Lineage: Eukaryota; Euglenozoa; Kinetoplastea; Trypanosomatida; Trypanosomatidae.
AUGGAAAAGUACGAAUUUCCCGAGGACUACGUGAAUCCACGUAAUAUCCCGCGCAUUGCGUACAUACCGGACGUUGCUGCUUACGUCAGCAAUGGCGGUGGCGCUGACACGGUCAUCAGUAACUUACUGAUGGAGUCUUCAAAAUACGAGCACAUGGAAAAGCGCCUUGUGAGCAGCCUUGCCAAUCUUGAUUACAAAAUACCGACUAUUAAGAAAACCCUAAACUCACUGGAGUUUCUGCAGAAGCAGCUAGAGGAGGCAGAGCAACAGGAGGAAGACGGGAAAAGGGCCGGUAUUCGCUCUUAUUACUGUCUUACGGAUUCUGUCUUCGGUGAAGCCAUUGUAAGGCCACAGAAGACUGUUCAUUUGUGGAUGGGUGCCAAAGUGAUGGUUGAGUACACCUUCGAAGAAGCAUCAGCGUUACUUAAGAAGAACCUCAGCAACGCGGAGGUCAAUAUGCGUAAUACCAAAGAGGACCUUGCGUGGCUGCAGGAACAAAUAACCAACCUGCAGAUCAAUAUUUCACGGGUGUACAACUACGACCUGAAGAACAAACGGGCGAAAGAUAACAAGAAGGAAACCUCAGAGAAAUAA